UGUUUGGUAAAUAGUUGAUUUUUUAAAAUUGUUUGAGUAUGCAAAAUGACCAAUAAGGGCCUUGUUUGACAAUUGGUUGUCAGCUGUUUAAUUUGGCUAGUUUGACCGGUUGUCUGACCAUUGGUUGUAUAUAGAUGUGUUAUUUCUUUAAGUUGAGUUUUUUUUUUUUUAAUUAUAGUGGUCAUUGUUGUUGUUAUUCAUUACUCUCAUUAGUCAAUCACUUAGGGUCUGUUCUCAUACGAUUAUUUUUUAUUUUAAUUCAGCUCUAAUAAGUUCACUUCAACUCCUAAUUUCCUUCUCUUAUAAAAUAUUUAUUUCAAUUCAGUUUAGAAUAGACCUUAAUAUUUGUCAAAUGUCAAAUAAGUUAAUUUUGCUCAAAUAAACCCAAACACCGCCCAAAUGCACAUACACUUUUACCAACGUAUAGUCUGUCCCAACCCCAAACUCCCAACUUGUUUGCCGCCUUCGCCAAAUUCUCUCUCCGCUGUCUGACUGAGCACCGCAAUUUGUCGUUGAUAAUCAAACACCGUCGUCAACUUUCCCUCUUCGCCGGACAUGCCACAAGAUUUACCUGGGUUUUAUUACGACCCAGAUAAGAACAGAUACUUCCCAAUCAAGGGUCCAAUUCCUGGUUCUUCCCGUAAACCUAAAUCAGUUCCUCCUGAUCAAAGCCCUGUUUCAUUGCCAACCCAGGUACCAAGCAAGCUUAAGAAGGAUAUUAAAAUUUCUAAGCUGCUUCAAUGUAGGGAAUUGUAUGGUAGUACUGUUGAUUUAAGUGAUCGAAAGGGUAGCUUUCAAGAAGAAUGCAAAAAGAAGCUGGUCUCGAAACCAAAGGUUUGGAAAUAUCAGGAUGUAGAAAAGGAUGCUGACUGUUCGCUGGCCUUAACACACAUUGCCGUUGAGACACCUGAGGGCCAAUGUGCUGCAGAUGCAUUAAUAACAGGUGGUAUGAAUGGUUCCUUGAGUCUUUUUGAUGUUGGAGAUGUUGGGCAGCAUGGUCACAAAACUGCUGCAGAGUUUGUUUGGCCUGAACAAGAUGACUCUGGCUCCAACCAGACACUCAAAGAUAUUUGGAAAUUCAACGGAUCCACAUUGAUUAUGCCAUCAAGCAUAUCUUCAAUAAGUUUAUCCAGAAAAGAAUACGAUGCAGCAGAUAAUAAUAGUUCAGCUCGGCAACAUGCAUUAAUUACAACAUUGGGGUCAGAAUUAUCUGGUGGUGCGCUUUAUAUUCUAAAUCUGGCUGAUCCUGUGGAUCUAAUUUCAAAUUUUGCUGUCGUUGGGAGAUUGCGAAGACAUGUUGCACUCAAUUGUACUAUAUGGGGGGCAGAGACCAGUCACACUGGCCAUAAAGCUGUUGUUGGCACCAGUCUAGGAGCUACAUUGGUGGAUUUGGAAAGUGGAGUAUCAUCUACAUUAUGCCGUAGUAAAAGUGAUGUGUUAUCAGUGAAAUUUAUUCAGUCGGGGAAUGUUGCUCUCUGUGGACUGAGAAAGGGAGCAAUAAUAACAGUUGACAUUCGGCAACAGCAACGUCAUCUUGCUCGUCACAGUUUAUUUCACCCUUCUGAUGAUUCAAAUAGACCUGGUCAGAAAAGGACCAAACCUUUUGUGCUUAAAGGAAAUAUACAACCUUCUUCUACAGUAUACAUGCCUUCAUCAAUAUGCUGUUUGGAGUCACUUCAAAUGUAUGACCAAUACUUCUUGGCAAGCUCAAUGGAUGGAUCGAUAUAUCUAUACGAUCAUCGCCUGACUAAACGAGGGCCUGUACAAUCUUAUGAAGGUCACGUGAACUCCCACAGUCAUAUCAAGCUUGCAACUGAUGCAAGUGAGCGGUAUCUUAUGUCAGGAGGUGAGGACUGCAAAGUGCGCAUUUGGAAUAUCAGAUCAGGUGAAAUGCUGUUUAAGGAGAAACUUUCCAGCUGUGUCCCGAUGGCUGCAUGCUGGCAAGGAUGCGCAGGCAUCAAUACGGAUGCGUGGCUGGGAUCAGCAGAGGGAUUGCUUCGUAUGCAAUUUUGCUUAUGACUGAUAUUUUUCGUUCCCUCAGGCCUAGAUGAUUUUGAAUUUAUUUAUUUAUUUAUUCGGUUAGAAAUGAAUGGGCGAUCUUGUAUAUGCAAGUAUGUUGAGAAGAUUGAUUUACUUGUAUUCAACUCUUUUUACGAUUUUGAA
Molecule: messenger RNA, 2163 nt
Organism: Chenopodium quinoa (quinoa)
Lineage: Eukaryota; Viridiplantae; Streptophyta; Magnoliopsida; Caryophyllales; Amaranthaceae
Exons: 13
Coding region: 556-2019 (487 amino acids)
Molecular function (GO): protein binding
Source: RefSeq, a predicted model, not a curated record